Molecule: messenger RNA, 2033 nt
Organism: Gaeumannomyces tritici R3-111a-1
Lineage: Eukaryota; Fungi; Ascomycota; Sordariomycetes; Magnaporthales; Magnaporthaceae
Exons: 3
Coding region: 1030-1842 (270 amino acids)
Cellular component (GO): mitochondrion
Source: RefSeq, a predicted model, not a curated record
GCUACUCGAACACAGCAUUCCCAGUGCCACAAAAAGGCGUCGCGAUGCUGUCUAGUCUCGGAUGGCACGAUGGAAAGCGGUGCGGCUGAACAGCCAUCAUCAUCGCGAAGUCCUACCACCCAGGGAUGGCACGUUUGUUGAUCCCAGGGCAACCAACGUUCACCAACCUAGAGCAACCAACUCUUCGGCUGCAGACGUUCAAUAUGGUGAGACCACUUCUUGCCAGACCCAGGAUCGAUGAGAAAAUAUUGGCCUCCCUACUCCUACAUCCUACCAGCCAGAACCCCGCCUAUUCUGUCUACACUACACAAGUCAGCCCGUAUCCAAUCCCAGUCAUCAUGCUCGCAAGGAGACGAGAUUUGCUGCAGGCCCCUCCGUAGCCACGUGAUCAAAUUCCAGAGUUUUACCAAGCUCUGUCCAAUCAGAAGCUUGGGUUUCAAGCUCUCUCGCUACCCACAUCGGUCGCAAGGAAAAUGUCAUCAUGGCGCAAGUCAAAGCUUUCCCUAGUCGAAUCCGUGAGGGGAGGAAAAAAAAAGUCGGAAGAUCGGGUGGUUCGGAUAAUCGCACCAAGACCUGGGGCAAGAUCCCCAUUUCCCUUUCACGUCCUUUGAAGUCCCGUCCAGAGGUAGUCUAGAGAUUAAGCUCUCACAGCCCUUAGUUAAUUCUAAUAGUCCCCCUCACUGUCCUCGCUCGGAACAGGAGCCACAGAGAAACAUCAAGCCUCAGCCCAUCCGCGGGAACUCCGGAUCGUCGGACGUCACCGUAACCCCGAACCGCGCCACUUACGACGACCUCGCAGCGUGUGCGGAACCGACUCGAAAUCGUCUCCUUCCGCUUUCCCCGACGUCGGCAAUAUUUGCCUGGAGGGGAUUUCCGAGUACGUUAGUCAGGCGCGCGACGGCCGAGCUCUGUCCUGCUUGAACGAGUCGCGAAAGAAAGAAUCGACCGUCACACACCCGGCCUCGGAAUAGAUUCCUGAACACAGAGUCUGGGCCCCAAUCUCAACCAGCAGCCAUCCCCCGGCGGACGAUGCUGGCCUUCCGGGUCACUAGCCGGGCCGCUGGCCGAACCGCGGGCCUGGUCCCGAACUUGGCGAUACAGGACUUGUGUCGCCAAGCUUGGAGGAAAACAAACACGGCCGGGAGCUUGCGCUCGAUCCGCACACACGCCCAAGCCCCCAGUACGAAUCUCGUGGGCCUCUGGCAACGAUUACAAGCAUCCGCCAUGCCACUGGCAAGGGGCCUGAGGGGAACGCUACAGCGGCGGGUGGCCAGCAAGAUGGCCGCGCCCAGCCGGGGGUUCCAUGGGUCGAGGCCGCGGAGAACGGGCAGGAGCUCUCCGAUCCCCGAGGUUCCUGAAGAGUCGCUGUCUCUGAGCCAGCGGAUGAAGAAGCUCUCGCGCGAGUACGGCUGGGCUACGGUCGGUAUCUACUUUGCGCUAUCCGUGCUCGACUUCCCAUUCUGCUUCCUGCUUGUCCGCGUCGUCGGGACAGACCGGAUUGCCGAGAUCGAACACGUCGUCGUCUCGAACGUGUCUCAGCUGAUCCCGACCCGCGUCCAGGAGCUCUGGAAUGAGUGGCGGGCCAGCCGGGCGGCCGGCAAGGAAUCGUCGUCCGAGGGCAGCCGGGCGGUGGCCAUCGAAGGCGACAACUGGGGCGUCAAGGAAGCCCAGCAGAACUACAAGAUGGAAGCCAGUCUCGCCACCCAACUCGCGCUAGCCUACGCCGUGCACAAGAGCUUCAUAUUCAUCCGGGUGCCCCUGACGGCUGCCAUCACGCCUCGCGUAGUCAAAGUUCUAAGAUCUUGGGGAUGGGAGAUCGGCAAGCGACGACCCAAGGCAUAAUCUUUGUAAUCCUCCCUGCAUUAUACAUCAGUCUCAUCACAUCUCCUCCCACAAUCCAAGCGCCUUGGAAUGCACACUAGGUAAAAAGAAGAGUGAGAAGAAGCAAGAAGAGAUGGGAGACUCGCCACGUAGACCGGUACGAGGUUCCUCAUCCAAGAGCAUGCAUGGCUAGAUGAAAGCGCCGUUUGAGA